Eruca vesicaria subsp. sativa (arugula) is the source of this 561-nucleotide messenger RNA. The record is from the annotation of a GenBank genome assembly. Lineage: Eukaryota; Viridiplantae; Streptophyta; Magnoliopsida; Brassicales; Brassicaceae.
AUGUCAGGAACCUCCAAAGAAAAUGGUGGUCGCCACCCUUUGUACAGGGGAGUGAGACAACGUAAGAACUCAAACAAAUGGGUGUCCGAGAUCCGUGAGCCGAGAAAACCUAACCGGAUCUGGUUAGGAACAUUCUCCACCCCGGAGAUGGCGGCAAUAGCCUAUGACGUAGCAGCUCUAGCUCUCAAAGGAACACAAACCCAACUCAACUUUCCAAACUCAGCAUCAUCUCUCCCUGUCCCAGCCUCCAUGUCUCCAGGAGACAUCCAAGCCGCAGCUGCUUCAGCCGCAGCUGCUUUUGGUGCUGCUAGGGAUGCGAUUGUAGUGACCAAUAAUAGCACCGCUUCAAGCAGCGUGGAGCGGAGUAAUGUGAUGAUGAAUGGUAGUUAUGAGAAUGCAAAUGGAUACAUGGACGAGGAUUUGAUAUUCGACAUGCCUAAUGUCCUCAUGAAUAUGGCUGAAGGAAUGCUUCUCAGCCCGCCUCGUCAAUCAACCUUUGAUGCUGCUUCUGACGCUGAUGGUUACACCGGAGGAGAUGAUUACUUAUGGAAUUUUCCUUGA